AUGAUCUAUCAUAGUGACUCUCUCAAACAUCUGAGGCAGACCAAAGAAUAUCCAGGUAGAAAUAUAGAGAGAAAACUGACAAAGUAUUCAAUAUUUCUUCAUUUUUUCUACCUUUCUUCUUUCUUCAUCCUUGCUUUCUUUUUUCUCCAUCUUCAUCCUCGCUUUCUUUUUUCUCCAUCUUCAUCCUCGCUUUCUUUUUUCUCCAUCUUCAUCCUCGCUUUCUUUUUUCUUCAUCUUCAUCCUCACUUUCUUUUUUCUUCAUUUUCAUACUCGCUUUCUUUUUUCUUCAUCUUCAUCCUUGCUUUCUUUUCUACAUUUUCUUCCUUACUUUGUUUUUCUAUAUUUUCUUUUCUCUUUUCAUUUUCUUCAUUUUUUCUUGCUUUCUUUUUCUUCACCUUCUUCCUUACCAUCUUUUUCUUCAUUUGCUUUUCUGUUUUCAUUUUCUUUCUUUCUUUGUUUAAUUUUUUCAUCUUCUUCCUCAGUUACGUUUUUCAUUUUUCUUUUCUUCAUUUACAUCCUUGUUUGUUUUUUUUCCCCUUUAUUUUGUCCCUGGCUUUCCUUUUUCUUCUUCUUUACUUUCUUUUUCUCCCUUCUUUUUAUUGCUUUAUUUUCUUUAUUUUUCUUUUUUGGUUCCUAACUUACUUGACUUUUUCUCCCUUUUCUUUUCUUUUUACCUCUUUUUAUCUUCAUUUUUUUCUACUCAUUUCUCUAUCUCUUUUUUGUAUGUCUUCUGUCAAUUUUCCCUUCAUAUAUUUUUGCAUUUUUUUUUUUUUCUGUUAUUUUUUUCUUUUUGAUCUCUACUUUUUAUUUCAACUUUCUUUUUUUAUCUCCUCUUUCUUUUUUAUUUCCUUUUUUCUUCCCUCCUUCUCACCUUCUUUCUUUAUUUCUUCUCUUUUAACUCUAUUUCUUUUUUCUUUUCCAUCUCUCCAUCAGUUCUAUUACUUUUUAUUUUUUCAGAUGAUUUUUAUUUAUCACUUUCUUCUAUUUCUUUCUCUCUCUCUCUCUUCUUCUUCUUUCUUUUUCAUCUGCUUUUCUUUUAUGGAUCUCAUGUCUUUUGUAUCUUUUUAUUCCUUAAUCACUUUUUUUCUUUUACAUUUUCUUUGUUUCUUCUUUCUUCAUUUUGUUCUGUCAUCUCCUUCUGCCCAUAACUGGUCUGUAUUGACAAUUUCUUCUUUUUCUUUUUCCUUUUCUUGA
Messenger RNA from Acanthosepion pharaonis, 1194 nucleotides. NCBI's taxonomy places the organism in Eukaryota, Metazoa, Mollusca, Cephalopoda, Sepiida, Sepiidae. The record is from the annotation of a GenBank genome assembly.